Molecule: messenger RNA, 601 nt
Organism: Jatropha curcas
Lineage: Eukaryota; Viridiplantae; Streptophyta; Magnoliopsida; Malpighiales; Euphorbiaceae
Source: RefSeq, a predicted model, not a curated record
UAUUCUACCGCUAUUAAAGGAUCAUCACUAAUUAAUAUAUUGGAAUCCCAUAUAAAAAAGGUGAACGAUCCUUUCUUUUCUACCAAAAGAAAGAAUCACUAUAACUUUUUCCUUUUUUCCAAAAGAAAGAACCAGUAGAAAAUGGCAAACAAGGUAGCUGCGGUAUUGGUUAUGUGCCUUGUUGUUGUUACCCUGUUCGAGCUUCCAAUGCAGGCUGAAGGUGACAAAUUUGGUUCUUGCUUCAACAACUGUGAAAAGGAAUGUAUAGCUGGUGGAAUGAGCCAGAGCGAUUGCGAGAUGAAGUGUGACACCGAUUGCUUCAAUAAAGAUGUCGCUGCAAGGGUAGAAGCGGCAGAGUUGGCACCAGGGGCAGUGCCAAAGCAGCAUUCGUAGUGGGGUCAAUUGACCAAGUCAACUUUUAAAAAUAUAUUUAUAAAGUAUACUCGGUUGGAUAGAUAUCAUGGAAUCAAAAUGAGGAUGAUAUAAUAAUUAUGGAAGAAUUUAUUUAUUUCUCUUGUUAUAUGUAACUAGUUAUGUGCCGGCACAUUGUAUACUCUUAUUUUUAAAUAUUCAAAUAAUAUUGUUUGAAUGAUAUAAUAAA